UGCCCCUGGCCUGGAACGCCCUCCCUCCUCACGUCAGCAACCUUAGCCGUAAAGAUGACUUCCAAACCUGCAAAUAAUGGGGCAGUUUUGACGCCACCCGGUAAUGGCGUAACUAUCAUCCAAAUGGGCUCUAAUGUGGCCCAAGGAAAUCAACAAGUGCCUCUGUAUUCCGGGAACCAGUUCCAAGGGGUUGUUCAGUUGGUGAACUCAAACCUAACGACAGGUGUAUUGAAAGAAUACGGCCAGGUAUUUGGGGCCAUCCAGAUCAUGAUUGGACUGAUACACAUCAUCUUUGGAGUCGCCUUAGGAACCGAGGUUACUGUGCGUUACCUCUCUUUGGCUUUUUAUGGAGCAUAUCCAUUCUGGGGAGGUCUUUCAUUUAUCAUUUCAGGUACCCUCUCCGUGUCCUCUCAGAGGAAUCCAACGAUUUGUCUGGUGAACGGCAGCGUGGGAAUGAACAUCCUCAGCGCCAUCUUUUCUGUAACCGGCAUCCUUUUGUUAAUCGCGGAGUUGUGCCUCAAUCAUCCCCGUUAUUUCACUGAGCAAGGGCAUUUAAAUCACCGCUCCGGAGCAGUGUUGUCAACAGGCCUGAUGCUCUUCUCUCUGCUGGAGUUCAGCAUCGCCUGUGUGGCCUCUCACUACGGCUGCCUGGUGGGCAGCUGCUGCGGCGGUGGGCAGGUGACGAUGAUUAUUCCAAAUGAUCCCACUGCCACUCCUAUGGUGGCCCCUGACCCCAUGCCCUCUGCACCAGAUUUUUCCAAUACAGUUGGCACCACAAGUAGUGGCCAUACCCUCAGAGCCUAGACCCGUCUGCGAGAUGCUGCGGCUCUCCGAGUUAUGGCCACCCGUCUCGUGCUGGCCCCUCGGGGACCGUUCCCUCCCAGGCCCGGAGCCUCCACUGAGGGGGAGCAACUCGGUCGCCUGGGUCCCCUCACGGGGCUCCCAGGCUACCCCCUGAGAGGAGGAGAGCGGUGAAAAGACUCUGACGGAGCCUUCCACCCCAAAUCUUCCCCGUUUCUCUUCCGCCAAUAAAGAAUUAAUCUGGAAAAGGA
Molecule: messenger RNA, 1052 nt
Organism: Ornithorhynchus anatinus (platypus)
Lineage: Eukaryota; Metazoa; Chordata; Mammalia; Monotremata; Ornithorhynchidae
Product: membrane-spanning 4-domains subfamily A member 8-like
Exons: 7
Coding region: 55-804 (249 amino acids)
Biological process (GO): cell surface receptor signaling pathway
Cellular component (GO): plasma membrane
Source: RefSeq, a predicted model, not a curated record